Molecule: messenger RNA, 4960 nt
Organism: Haliotis rufescens (red abalone)
Lineage: Eukaryota; Metazoa; Mollusca; Gastropoda; Lepetellida; Haliotidae
Exons: 13
Coding region: 1-2982 (993 amino acids)
Biological process (GO): sodium ion transport
Cellular component (GO): membrane
Molecular function (GO): sodium channel activity
Source: RefSeq, a predicted model, not a curated record
AUGGACAACAGGUUCGGGACGUCCGCAUACGAAAACAACCGAUUCAGCGUCACGGACAACAGCUGGCUCAGGUAUCUGAAGCCGCAGGACGGUAGGGUGAACGGAAUGGGGGAAAAACAGCCAGGCGGUCCCCCAGGGGAGAAGCAGGUUGGGUCCGGGGAUCCGCUGAGGACAGAGGUCAAGCCCCGCCCAAACGAUCGCCCGUCACUGAGGGAUGUACUGAUGGAUUUCUCCCAGUCAACCACUCUCCAUGGACUAAGAUACAUUUGUCUCGAAGGAGCUUUUCUGGCAAGGAGAUUACUUUGGCUGGUGCUGUUCACGGGCUGUGCAGGUGUGAUGGGGUACCAGAUCAUUGACCGCAUCCUCUACUACUACAGCUGGCCAGUCACCGUCAACGUCCACGUCAACUUCAACGCUUCCCUGUUGUUCCCGUCGGUGACUCUCUGUAACCAGAACGCCUUCAGAGCAACGGCCGCCACGGAGGCAGGACGGUACCGCCUGAUAGAAGAGAUGUACACCAAGUCACAUGACUUCAACGCCAGCCAACUGUUGGCCUACAACGCCUCCAACAUCACCCUCAACGACCUGUAUGAGAGGGCGGCACACAGAAGGGAAGACCUGAUUGUCGCGUGUGAGUGGCAGGACAAGAGUUGCUCUGCAGAAAACUUCACGAAGGUAUUCACUGACCACGGCGUGUGCUACUCCUUCAACGCUGCAGACGACGACCCCUUAAUGGUCACUUCAGCAGGUAGGUCUGGUUGCUCUGCAGAAAACUUCACGAAGGUAUUCACUGACCACGGCGUGUGCUACUCCUUCAACGCUGCAGACGACGACCCCUUAAUGGUCACUUCAGCAGGCUCCGACUAUGGCCUGAAACUGACGUUGAACGUGGAGCAGUAUGAAUACAUGCCGGGACCUCAUGACGCAGCUGGUGUUAAAUUGCUACUACACGACAGAAAAGAGUUCCCUAAAGUGCACGAGCUUGGCCUUGCUAUUCCCACUGGCUCGCACGCCUUCAUCGGAAUCCAGUUGGUCUCGAUAAAGAACCUCCCGAAGCCCCACGGCGACUGUGGCGUUGCCGAGUCGGAGUACUACAACAUGUACUCCACUGACGCCUGUCAGCUGACCUGCAUGACAAAGAUCCUGGAUGAGGAGUGUGGAUGUCGUCAUCACUACAUGCCGAACGUCGAUGACACACCACCGAUCUGCACCCUGGAACAAUUUUACUCCUGCUAUGAUAAGAUUAUUGGCGAUGUGAAGGUGAAGGUCAGACGAGAAUGUGGCUGUCCCAUCCCCUGCUUCUUCCUCAUCUUCGACCCCACCAUCUCCUUCGCCACCACGUCAGUGUACGCCACCGACAAACUCCUAUCGUCCGGUGUUGAGAACCUUCAGAAGCGGUUCAUGGAAGCAAGGGAGACAACUAGUCGAAUGGACCGCUCCCAGUUCGACAAAUUCAAUUUAAUGGAAAGUGACGUACAGGAACGAUUGAACAUCUUGAAGAAGGUGAUGUUUGAAGAAGUAGAGACAAACAUCAUAGAACAGGAACAGAUCCUCUCCUCCAUCUUGAACGACACGCUGGCGUCGUGGGAUGCGAAGAUGCAUCUGUACAGCUGGCAGGAAUACAUCGUCCAAAAGAACUUCAUGAGAGUAAGGCAAGCAAUGGAAGAAAGGACAUUCAACUAUCUCGCCAUGGGGUUUCAAGAAUACGCCUACCAGAUUGAAUCCAAAAUCAAGCAGCUUGCCAACUCGUCCAUAUCAUCCCCGGAAGUAAGACAGGCCCUUCAUAUUCUGACUCUGAAUGAACUAGGGGGGCGUAUAGAUCUAGCAGACAGAGCUUAUGAUAACUACACCCAAUUGUACGACGCGUACUAUAACGCUAGUCCUGUGUUCAGGUACAGGUACCGUAAUGAGAGCAGGGACGACAACAUCUACAUCGGCCCCCACGUCCUCCUUCGUCAGUCACUCCUCUACUCCCCCUACGCAGUCAAAUACAGCGGAAGAGUGGGCAAGGAUAUUCUCAAAUUCAAAGACGCCCUGCUAAGAUAUGUCGAUCUAGCUGAUACAGCUUAUUACACCAACACGCUUAAUAUGACCGAACUUCACCUUACGAAUAUUAACUUUAUGUAUCGUGGAAGAACUUAUUACUUCAGUAAAGCAACGUUCUACUUCGAAUCUAUAGAUUACCCUCUCCGGACUCUUCGAGAGCGCAUUGAGACAUUUGAAGCAUAUCAUCGAUCAUUUACGACACAUGUGAAAGAAAUGAUGGACAACGUUGCAAGUUUGAAGUUUUCGUUAAAUUCGUUAAAAUCAUCAAUUAUUGAUAACUUGGAUGGCGGAUUAGGCCUCGCAAAUAAUUAUUUUACAUAUGGAAACAUCAGUAAGUUGGAAGUGGCCCGUGUUUUGACUGCUCCUAUUAUAUACGAGGGAAUCAGCAGCAUGAAAAUAUUUUUUCAAGAAGUAAGGUCACGUGGUCAGAAUGUGUACGAUGGUUGGUUAGAUUUGAUCCAAUCAACAACAGAUAUCUGGAGUUCAAUCCUAAAUGACGAAGAUAUGACAAAAUAUUAUGAAUAUAAACAAAUGACGCGUUUCUUGCAAAAUAUAUCUGAUGUAGCUGAAGAAAUUGAGGCAACCUACAUGGAAUACAGGAGUGCCUUUGACUUCCGGUUCCUAGUCGGCACCGCUGACAGCACCUUCUUGAAGAGUCUGGAAGAUCUCAUGGAGCUUAUGACGGCAUAUCUUCAUUCCAGCAAGGUCGACUCCAAGUUCAUACAAGAAAACUUCCUUCAGUUGGAUAUAUUUUACCGCGAGCGAAGUUACGAACAGAUCACCCAACAGGUUGCAUACGACAUGUUUUCCCUGUUAUGUGACAUUGGCGGAUCCAUGGGUUUAUUUGUUGGUGCCAGUGUAUUGACAAUCUUCGAAUUGGUGGAUCUGUUGUUCGACCAGACAGUUUUCAGACUUACCAACAGACGGAUAUCCUAGUUGAUUGCACAAAAUCUGAAGAAAACAAACAAAAAGAGCUCGGGCGUUAUGGCAGAUGAGCUGAAGACGCAUCAGAUACGCUGAAAAAAGUUGUUAAUUAUUUCGAGGCUCAAGCCAUGGAAGAAGCUCAGAGGGUAAUGUCAGAUGCUAGCUUCGCAGUACAACGAGGUCAACAGGGAAGCCAGAUAGGCAGCUUUCAGCGUUAUAAAGAGAUGAUCAAUAACAGGGAAGUAAACGUUGCCCCAAAACUGAUGAAGAAAAGAGAACUGAAUCACAUGGGUAACAUACUGUAUCACAAGGGUAACAUAUUGUAUCACAUAGGUAACAUAGUAUAUCACAUGGGUAACAUACUGUAUCACGCGGGUAACAUAUUGUAUCACAUAGGUAACAUAGUAUACCACAUGGGUAACAUACUGUAUCACCAUGGGUAACAUCAAAAUCACAUAGGUAACAUAGUUUAUCACAUGUGUAACAUGGUAUAUCACACGGGGAACAUAUUGUAUCACAUGGGUAACAUAGUUUAUCACAUGGGUAACAUGAUAUAUCACAUGGGUAACAUAUUGUAUCACAUGAGUAGUAUAAUAUAUCACAUGGGUAACAUACUGUAUCACAUGGGUAACAUCAAAUAUCACAUAGGUAACAUAGUUCAUCACAUGAGCAACAUGGUAUAUCACAUGGGUAACAUAGUUUAUCACAUGGGUAACAUAGAAUAUCACAUGGGUAACAUAGUUUAUCGCAUGGGCAACAUCAAAUAUCACAUAGGUAACAUAGUUUAUCGCAUGGGCAACAGUUUAUCACUAUGGUAACAUAGUAUAGCUCAUUGGUAACAUAGUAUAUCACAUGGGUAAGAUAUUGUAUCACACGGGUUACAUCUUAUAUCCCAAUGGUAACAUAGUGUAUCACAUGGGUAAGAUAGUGUAUCACAUGGGUAAGAUAGUAAUCAAAUGGGUAGAAUAGUUAUUCACAUGGGUAACAUACAUAUGAGUAUAAUUUGAGUCACAUGGGUAUCAUAGUGUAUUAAUAUGACUGUAUCAGGCAUUUAAUGUACAUACACGCUCCUGUCUAGUGUGGCAGUAAGUCCAUGGAUGUACAUACACACUCCUGGCUAGUGUCACACUGUGGCAAACAGUCAAUGGAUGUACAUACACACUCCUGUCUAGUGUCACACUGUGGCAGUCAGUCCAUGGAUGUACAUACACACUCCUGUCAAGUGUGGCAGUCAGUCCAUGGAUGUACAUACACGCUCCAGUCUAGUGUUACACUGUGUCAAACAGACCAUGGAUGUACAUGCACAGUCCUGUCUAGUGUCACACUGAGGCAGUCAGUCCAUGGAUGUACAUACACACUCCAGUCUAGUGUUACACUGAGGCAGUCAGUCCAUGGAUGUACAUACACACUCUGUCUAGUGUUACACUGUGGCAAACAGACCAUGGAUGUACAUACACACUCCUGUCUAGUCUUACACUGUGGCAAACAGACCAUGGAUGUACAUACACACUCCUGUCUAGUGUUACACUGUGGCAAACAGUCCAUGGAUGUACAUAAACACUCCAGUCUAGUGUUACACUGUGGCAGUCAGUCCAUGCAUGUACAUACACACUCCAGUCUAGUGUUACACUGUGGCAGGCAGUCCAUGCAUGUACAUACACACUCCUGUCUAGUGUUACACUGAGGCAGUCAGUCCAUGGAUGCACAUACACACUCCAGUCUAGUGUUACACUGUGGCAAACAGACCAUGGAUGUACAUACACACUCCUGUCUAGUGUUACACUGUGAUUGUCAGUCCAUGGAUGUACAUACGAACUCCUGUCUAGUGUUACACUGUGGCAGUCAGUCUAUGGAUGUACAUACACUCCUGUCUAGUGUUACACUGUGGCAGUCGGUCCAUGGAUGCACAUACACGCUCCAGUCUAGUGUUACACUGUGGCAAACAGACCAUGGAUGUACAUACACACUCCUGUCUAGUGUUACACUGUGA